AAUCAAAAUCAAACUUGUGGACCUCUUUGAGUGCCUUCUAUCCAUCGUUCUUAAAUUCCCAUAUGCUAUAAUGUCAUCCACCGCUUCUAAUCACAUUCCCAAACCUCUCUACCCCCGAAUCUCUUCAAACUUUGGUGGUUCUCAUCACCAAAACCCUAAUAAAUCUUGAACAUGUCUUUCACAAUUAAACUCCGAAUCGCUCCAGCCAUUUCGCAUUUCGAUCUCAAUCGCAAAACCCAUAAAAACUCCACCAUUUCACGGACACCCAUUUACCAUUCCAACCAAUUAUCCACUUCCCUCGUGUUUCGUACCAAAAAAAUGGUGUCUCCCAUCAUCAAGAGUUCUUUGAUCGAGCCAGACGGUGGGGUUUUAGUUGAUCUGGUCGUACCGGAGAACCAAAGGGAUUUGAAAGCUUCAGAGGCUGAUGGAAUGGUGAAAGUGCAGUUAACGAAGAUUGAUUUGGAGUGGGUUCAUGUGAUUAGUGAAGGAUGGGCGAGUCCAUUGAAGGGUUUCAUGAGAGAAGAUGAGUAUUUGCAGAGCCUACAUUUUAAUUCACUGAGAUUGAAGAAUGAUAAUGGGUCUAUGGUGAAUAUGUCUUUGCCUAUUGUUUUGGCCAUUGAUGAUGAAACUAAAGAGCGAAUUGGGGGUGCUAAUGAUGUGGCUUUGGUUGGACCUGAUCAGAAAACAAUUGCCAUUCUAAGAAGCAUUGAGAUAUACAAGCAUAACAAAGAAGAAAGGAUUGCUAGAACGUGGGGAACCACAGCUCCAGGAUUACCUUAUGUUGAGGAAGUAAUAACGCCAGCCGGCAAUUGGCUCAUUGGUGGAGAUUUAGAAGUGUUGUCUCCUAUUAAAUACAACGAUGGUCUUGAUAACUACAGGCUCUCUCCCAAGCAACUUCGUGAAGAAUUUGAUCGCCGUGAAGCUGAUGCAGUUUUUGCUUUUCAACUAAGGAAUCCUGUGCAUAAUGGGCAUGCAUUGCUGAUGAACGACACACGUAGGAGACUGCUAGAUAUGGGUUACAAGAAUCCGAUUCUUUUGCUUCAUCCUUUAGGGGGAUACACCAAAGCAGAUGAUGUGCCAUUGGAUGUUCGUAUGGAACAACAUAGCAAGGUCUUGGAAGAUGGCGUACUUGACCCCAAGACUACGAUCGUGUCUAUAUUUCCAUCGCCAAUGCAUUACGCGGGUCCCACUGAAGUACAAUGGCAUGCUAAGGCACGAAUAAAUGCAGGUGCUAAUUUCUACAUCGUGGGUCGUGAUCCUGCUGGGAUGGGUCAUCCUACUGAGAAACGGGAUUUGUAUGAUCCAGAUCAUGGUAAAAAGGUGUUAAGCAUGGCUCCUGGCCUCGAGAAGUUGAAUAUUUUGCCAUUCAGGGUGGCUGCAUACGACACAGUGGCUAAAAAGAUGGCUUUCUUCGACCCUUCACGUGCUAAAGAUUUUCUUUUCAUCUCUGGAACUAAGAUGCGAACUUUUGCAAGAACAGGGGAGAGCCCUCCAGAUGGUUUUAUGUGUCCGGGAGGAUGGGAUGUUCUUGUUAAAUACUAUGCAAGUUUGCAAGUCGAAGAAGCUACACCGGCUGCAGUAUCCGCUUAGAGAAAGGACUCGGUUUUUUAUUUAAAAAAACGACUCAAUUGUAGCCGUUUUUCCUUUUUGGUUUGAUUUUUUGCUAAAAUUUUUCGACUUGUAUCCGAUACUAGGUUGUAAUUCAUCGGAUAUCGAUGGCUGUUUUGGGCAUAAUUGGUUUUCUUUGUGAAGUUGAAAGUUUAAGAUCAAAAUGGAUUUGUAGGAUUAUAUGCAUUGCCCUACUUUGCUG
Molecule: messenger RNA, 1810 nt
Organism: Cynara cardunculus var. scolymus (artichoke)
Lineage: Eukaryota; Viridiplantae; Streptophyta; Magnoliopsida; Asterales; Asteraceae
Product: ATP sulfurylase 2-like
Exons: 5
Coding region: 172-1590 (472 amino acids)
Biological process (GO): sulfate assimilation
Molecular function (GO): adenylylsulfate kinase activity; sulfate adenylyltransferase (ATP) activity
Source: RefSeq, a predicted model, not a curated record